AUGUAUUUCAAUCGCGUACUGGCGUCUCCCGCGACGCCUAUCCUUCGCAGCAGUGGUACCCGUCGACUUUCUGCAAUUCGCGCUCAACUGAGCCCGCCACAAGUAUUUUUCAGCCCUCGGGUCUCUCAGAUUCGCAAAAUGUCGCUCCCAUCAAAGCAGAAGGCCAUCGUUAUCGAGGAGACCGGUGGUCCUGAAGUCCUCAAGGUCAAGACUGACCACCCCGUUCCUACCCCGCAGGAAGGUCAAGUGCUGGUGAAGAACAACAUCUCUGGCAUCAACUACAUCGACACCUAUUUCCGCACUGGCCUCUACCCCUCCCCGAAGCCGGAGGUCCUUGGUCGUGAGGGUGCCGGUACAAUUGUCGCUCUAGGCCCCGGACCAAACCCAUAUGGCUUCAAGGUCGGAGACCGUGUGGCCUGGCUCAGUACCGGAGGUUAUGCUGAGUACUCUGCUGUUCCUGCGGCCAAGACCGUCAAGAUCCCAGACGGCAUCUCAGAUGAGGACACCAUUGGUGCAUUCCUCAGUGGUUUGACUGUGCUGACGCUGGCCAAGGAGGCAUACCCUGUCCAGAAGGGAGACUGGGUGCUUCUCCACGCUGCAGCAGGAGGUGCUGGAUUCCUUAUGACACAAGUGCUGAAGUCGCUUGGUGCAAAGGUCAUCGGAACCGCUGGUGGUCCAGAGAAGGUCGAGCUGGUCAAGAGCCUCGGCGCAGACGUCGUCAUCGACUACAAGAGCGACGAGGGAAAGGACUGGGUCAAGAAGGUCAAGGAAGUGACUGGAGGUGAGGGUGCCACUGUCGUGUAUGACUCUGUCGGAAAGGACACCUGGGAAGGCAGCUUGGAUGCUGUCAAGAGAAAGGGAACUGUCAUCUAUUUCGGCAAUGCCAGUGGCCCUAUCCCUCCUAUCCCGAUCCCUCGUCUGUCCCCCAAGUGUGUCAAGAUCGGCCGUCCCACGCUGUUUGGAUACAUUGAAACGCGCGAAGAGUUCGAGUUCUACACCAACGAGCUGUUCAGUCUUCUCAAGUCUGGCCAGUUGAAGGUUAAGAUCCACAAGGUCUACCCCUUGGAGCAGGCUGAGCAGGCACAGAGGGACCUCGAAGGCAGAAAGACCACCGGAAAGUUGCUCCUGCGCCCAUGA
Molecule: messenger RNA, 1137 nt
Organism: Paecilomyces variotii
Lineage: Eukaryota; Fungi; Ascomycota; Eurotiomycetes; Eurotiales; Thermoascaceae
Product: putative quinone oxidoreductase
Exons: 3
Coding region: 1-1137 (378 amino acids)
Biological process (GO): cellular response to oxidative stress
Cellular component (GO): cytoplasm
Molecular function (GO): quinone reductase (NADPH) activity; zinc ion binding
Source: RefSeq, a predicted model, not a curated record